GGAAUUUGUCGAGUGCCCUGUGUGACCGCCACAGCAGCAUUCUAUAUGUAUUUACCAUAUUUCACACUUUCUCAGUUUCAUCUUACCAUAAAUUCAUAAAUUUUAUUUUUUUUUAGUUUUCGGUUCUUGCAUUCAAUCCUUUAGCCCUAAAUUAAGUUUGUGCCUUGAGAAAUUUUUAUGGCUUCAAAAAGGAUCAACAAGGAGUUGAAGGACCUGCAUAAGGACCCUCCUGCCUCAUGCAGCGCUGGUCCGGUGGCUGAUGACAUGUUCCAUUGGCAAGCAACAAUUAUGGGUCCAUCAGACAGUCCAUUUUCAGGGGGUGUCUUUGUUGUAUCAAUUCACUUCCCACCAGAUUAUCCAUUCAAGCCACCUAAAGUUGCCUUCCGUACCAAGGUUUUCCACCCUAACAUCAACAGCAAUGGUAGCAUCUGUCUUGACAUUCUCAAAGAGCAAUGGAGCCCAGCCUUGACAAUAUCCAAGGUUCUUCUUUCAAUUUGUUCACUGCUUACUGAUCCAAACCCUGAUGAUCCUCUUGUGCCUGAGAUUGCCCAUAUGUACAAGUCAGACAGAGCCAAAUAUGAGAGUACUGCUCGAUCCUGGACUCAGAAAUAUGCAAUGGGUUAGAAGACUAAUUCCUUGAUAACAAGGAAGGUAGCCCUGUUAGUAAAUAAUAGAAAAUAAGUUUUUUCCAGAUAUAAAUUACUAGUUUGCUUUGUCAUACACUUUGUUAUGGAAGGUUUUAUGUGGGUUACUUUCAAAUUUUAGACAGUUCCUCUAAAACUUAAUUAAAACUUGAAAUAUUUGAAAUAUCUUUUGCUAGAAACAUCAGAAUUUCAAAUGAAAGUACACAUUAGAAAUUUGGAUUCA
Molecule: messenger RNA, 867 nt
Organism: Mangifera indica (mango)
Lineage: Eukaryota; Viridiplantae; Streptophyta; Magnoliopsida; Sapindales; Anacardiaceae
Product: ubiquitin-conjugating enzyme E2 28-like
Exons: 5
Coding region: 178-624 (148 amino acids)
Biological process (GO): protein polyubiquitination
Cellular component (GO): nucleus
Molecular function (GO): ubiquitin conjugating enzyme activity
Source: RefSeq, a predicted model, not a curated record